AUGAUGAAUGACUCUAUCCUUGUCUCUGUCCUCGGACUGAUAUCCCUGGUUGUAGGAUUACUCACAGCCAGUUAUCGACUGUAUGCCCAUCCGCUAGCUGGAUUUCCUGGUCCUAAGUUUGCAGCCGUUACAUUCCUCUAUGAAUUCUACUACGACGUUGUCAAGGGUGGCAUGUACAUCUGGGAGAUAGAGCGUAUGCAUGAGAAAUAUGGUCCUAUCGUCCGCAUCAAUCCUCGCGAGCUACACGUCAAAGAUCCAUCCUACUACGACGUCAUUCAUGCCGGGGCCUCUCGUAAACGAGCCAAAGAUCCCAAGUACGCCGUGGCUUUCGGGGCACCAAACUCUCUCGUCGGAACCAUAAACCAUGAUCAUCACCGUCUUCGUCGCAGCUACUUGAGCAAUUACUUCUCAAAGCGAUCCAUUACUAGUUUGACACCAUACAUCCACCAGAAAGUGGAUCAAUUAAUCAACCGAUUCGAAAAUGCCUACCAUCAAUCAACAGUUCUUCACUUACAACUGGAUUUUGCGGCCCUUACCGCGGACGUUAUUACACAUUAUUGCUACGGCUGGAGUUAUGGCUACCUAGAUGAUCCCAGAAGUGCACAGAGCAAUGAUCUCGUCGACGCAGUCGCAGGGUUAAUGACGAUGUUCCAUAUUAACCGCUUCUUCCCUUUCCUAUUCACAGUCUUCCUGGCCGCACCACAAGGAAUCGUGCGCUGGAUACAACCACAAAUGGCGAGCCUGUUUGAGGUCAAGGCUAGACUGCGCCAGCAAGCCGAAGAUACCCUCAAGAAGAAAAAGGAUCAAGAUCUUGACUCAUAUGCAAGCGAUACUAUCUUUGACGCCCUGGUGAGUCCUAGUGUGCCUCCUCAGGAGAAGACGUUGGAUCGCUUGGAAGAUGAGUCUGCGUUGCUACUCGGGGCAGGCACGGAGACUACUGCGAGGGCUAUUGCGGUGUCCAUGUUUCAUCUCAUGAAUAAUAAAGAGAUGAGUCUGAAAUUGCGCGAGGAAUUGAAGACUGUGCUCAAGAAUCCUCAGUCUAAAGCUUCAUGGACCGAUCUUGAAAAGCUGCCGUAUCUGACCGGUGCAGUCAACGAAGGUCUCCGCCUAAGUCAUGGUAUGACCUCUCGUCUAGCUCGGAUAUCACCUACCGAGCCUAUGGUCUAUCAGGACUGGCUCAUUCCACCUGGAACUCCCGUCAGCCAGUCAAACUAUUUCGUACAUAUGGAUAGAGAACUUUUUCCCGAACCAGAAAAGUUCGACCCAGACCGAUGGGUUCGUGCUGCGGAGAAAGGCGAGCAUCUUGGCCGAUUUAUUGUCGCAUUCACCAAGGGUAGUAGGCAAUGUUUGGGAAUUAAUCUCGCCUAUUCAGAAAUCUAUAUGACAUUGGCUCAUAUAGUUCGGCGAUUUGACUUUGCACCUUUCGAAACUACUGCUGAAGACCUGGCCGUCUAUCGCGAACAGGGCGUUGGUUUACCUAAAUCCGGGUAUUUUGGCGUGAAAGCCAUAGUCACCAAUAUUAUGCAGGACUAG
This is a messenger RNA of Penicillium subrubescens, 1533 nucleotides long. Its product is annotated as cytochrome P450. The transcript is spliced from 5 exons. The record is from RefSeq and is a predicted model, not a curated record. Gene Ontology annotation, molecular function: iron ion binding; heme binding; oxidoreductase activity, acting on paired donors, with incorporation or reduction of molecular oxygen. NCBI's taxonomy places the organism in Eukaryota, Fungi, Ascomycota, Eurotiomycetes, Eurotiales, Aspergillaceae. Bases 1 to 1533 code for a protein of 510 amino acids.